UUUUUUUAACUUUAUGUAAUUCAUAGUAAAAAUGGAGUUGGAAAGUCAAAAUGAAGAUCCAAAUGAAAAGAAGUCACCAGAAACAGAAAUUGAAACACAAAGCAAUGGGGCUGUUGUUCCUUUAGUUGUAAUUACCAGUGGGACUUCUUUUAUGAAUUGGUAUUCAAAAAUAUUGAGUAGGUUUUACUGGGUUGUUAUGCUGAUAAUAUUCCUAUUGGUGGUAAUAUGCGGUGUUAUAGUCGCUGUUAUAGCUCGUUUUCCAAGUUUUGAAGACCCUAUCAAGGGUUUUGAGCCACGUGGAACAGUUAUUAAGGAUCGCACAUUGAGUUAUGUGAACUUAAAGCGUGACCCUCUUAUACAAUUAUAUGGAUGGACCACUGAUAAUGAACAAGCAUGUGAUGAGGAUGGUAUAUUUGAAGAGCCCAACAAUAACACCAGACAAAGAAGAUCUGUAAAUGAUAAUAUACAGGCAUUUAAUAAAUGUUAUUAUGAAUUGACAAAUUGUGCAGGCAUUGUGUUUACUUCUGAAAAUGAUGAAGGAAAUCUACUCACGCCUAGCAACCUAAAAACAAUUUGCUCCAUCAAAGUCAUUGGUCCAUAUGAAAGCUAUAAACUAUGGUCAAUUGGAGACUACUUUGGGCACCUUGUGAACAAAUCAUGCUCCAUGCUGGAUGAGGGAAGUAUAACAUCAGCUUUGAGCCAUCUGGAGAUAUGUGCUCCUUACUUUUACAGAACUACUAAAGAUUACGAUGGCAAGGAUGUAUCAUGUUUACAUCCAUCAUACUCCUCUUGUAAUGACAUCCCAGAAUCAUGUAAAACUGGAAAUAUUGUGUUCAAUAUUUUGAACGUCAUGACAGAUACAAACUUUAUGCCAGCAGACAGACUAGACAACAAGAUACUCCGCAGUACAAUGGCCUUCAUGAACCUCAACACCUACUACGACGAAGAUGUGCUGGAAGCUAUAUACAAGGAUUACUUUAAGAAGAGUAGUCGUGUUUUCAACAGUGUUAAAGCAGUAGCCUUGAAUUUUAACAUAAAAUAUGAUGUUUUUAAUAAGUCCUUACUGCAUGAUACUCUUUACCUUGGGCUAGCAGCACUAUUUGUAUUUAUACUUAUUUGGGUUUAUUCAGGGUCAUUUCUUAUUUCAGUUGCAGCUCUAUUUAAUAUGAUCUUCUCCUUGGUAGUAGCUUAUUUUAUCUACAAAUUUGUUUUCGUCCUCAAUUUUUUUCCUUUCUUAAACGUGUCUGCAGCAUUACUUGUUGUUGCAAUUGGUGCUGAUGAUACAUUUAUUUUUUGUGAUCUUUGGCGAGAAGCAAAGAGUACAAUGAGUGCUGGGUCACAACGUCAUUUAGUUUUAAGUGAAACAAUGCAACAUGCAACUAUCACUAUGUUUGUAACUAGUUUCACAACAGCAUCAGCAUUUUAUGCCAGUGCUUUCAGUCCUAUCAUAGCAAUUAAGUGCUUUGGAGUAUAUGCUGGGACUGCAAUCAUGAUCAACUUUAUCCUCACUAUUUCUUGGCUGCCAGCAGCCGUAAUGUUGGAUGAUACUCUAAGGUGUAACUGCUGCUCAUUUUCUAAGCUCUGUCCAAAUAUUUUUGACAGGCUAGCCAGCUCAACCCUACCAAAUUUUAUAAUCAAGUUAAGGUUCAUAUGGAUUUUUCUUUUCACCUGUCUAGCCAUUGCUGGUUGUGUGAUUAUCUUUUUUGUUCCGGGGUUGCAGAAGCCAACAAGCUCGGAGUUUCAAGUUUUCAGAUCUAGUGAUCUUCUAGAGCAGUAUGACAUUAUUUACAAGAACAAAUUCCGAUUCGAACAGAAUUCAUAUUUCAUUCCUGCUGGUAUUUUGUUUGGGCUUAAAGCUGUUGAUAACGGAGGGAAAUGGGAUCCAGAUAAUACCGGCUCAGUCGAGUACCAAUCAGGUUUUGACAUCUCUGCAGAAGAUUCGCAAAUAUGGCUUCUGCAGUUCUGUCGAGAUCUGCAGAACCAGUCUCUCAAAUUGGAGGGUGCAGCAAUCUCUGGUUGUUUCAUCGAUGAUUUCGUAACAUUCAUGCAGUCCCCUUGUCAAUGUAACCUUACUUUGUGUUGUGAUCAAACAGCUUUUCCAUAUCCUUCUGAACUUUUCAAGAUGUGCUUGCCAAGUUUCUUACCAUACCCAGAAGCUGGUGGCCUAUAUAUUUACCAGGAUAAUGACAUUAAAGUUCUGGAGAUUUCAUUCACAACCACAAGACCAUUUUCCAUGGAGUAUUCAGUGAUGGAUUCUUUCUGGAAAGAAACCGAGAAAUUGAUGGAAGAUAAUGUGGUCAAUGUGCCAGAAACGCUAAGUGUACCGUGGUUCAUACCACCGUUCAGCGUGUUUGCGUCAGAUUACUAUGAUUUUUUAGGAUUCUAUGAUCUGCAAGACAGCCUAGCUAGAAGCACUCCUAUAUCCAUCAUUAUUUCUAUCGCUGUUGCCAGCGUGGUUCUUCUUUUAACACAGCGAAACAUUCUUAUUGCUCUUUACUCCAUUCUUUCUCUAUCAGGCACUAUUUUCACUACCAUAGCUUUUCUUGUUCUUCUUGGAUGGGAGUUAAAUAUCCUAGAGUCUGUCACGUUUACCAUCACUGUUGGGUUGUCAGUUGACUUUACUAUCCAUUAUGGUGUUGCAUAUAUUAUUUGUCCAGAGUCAGACCGCAAGUCAAGAAUGAAGUACUCGGUUAAAAACAUGGCUUUAGCAAUAGUCUUUGCAGCUUUUUCAACAUUCUCUGUAGGUGCAUUCAUGAUGGCAGCAACUGUCCUAGCCUAUCAACAACUUGGAACCUUCUUGAUGAUUGUUAUGGUGACUAGCUGGCUGUUCUCUACAUUCUUCUUUCAAUCACUUUGCUAUUGGAUAGGACCUGAGGGAUCAAAGUUCAAAUUGCAGUGCAAGAAAUAAGUAUCUGUGGCUGCAACUCAUGGUAUUCAGUGGCAGCUCCAGGAAUUUUAAAUAGAGGGGGCUCAGAAAGGGACUUUCAACAGUCUAUACUACCUCAGGCCCACCAUGGUUGGGAAGAAAAUUUAUGAUUAUGGCACCUCUAGAUGGCCUGAAAUGGCACUCCUUGAAAAAUUUAGGGGAGGCCUGGGCCGGCUAGCGCCCCCCCCCCCACACUUGAAUCCGUCACUGGUAUUGCUUAUUUAGAGCUAAACUGUCUUGCCUGUUGUGAUUUUUAAAUGUUAAAAUAUACCAAAAGGCCACCUUUCCUUCACUUUGAAAAUGAAUGUCAGAGAAAUACAAGGGAACAAAUUUAUAGUUCAAUGUCAAUUUAAUUAAUUAAUUAAAUUGAAAUAAUGUCAGUUAUUGAUACUCUAGUGAUGCAGACGCAUGUUCUAUCUGAUGGUUAUGAUAGUGUGUCAGCAUUAAUUUUAUUUUAUUGGGUGAAUUCCUGCACAUUUAUAAUCGAAACGGUACUAGGUUUUUGUGCUUUGAACAGGUCUAUACAUAGGGAAAGUGUACCUUUUUAGUUAUGAUUGCCGAGGUCGAAACUAUUUUGUGGUAAUAAAUUAUAUUAACAGCUUAAUUGUAUUUAAUAAUUUAUAUGCAUAUACUGUAUUUGGUUGUAUACUGGUUUGUUUUGAGAUCGAUGAGUGUAAUUAUCAUUGGCAGAUCGAUGGAGGGGCAAGAAAGGUUCCCCGUCAGUAAAAAAAAAAAAUCACUAACAAUGUGCGAGCCCAUAGACAAGAUAACAACUUCCCAAGGGGUAUGGCCUCCUGGACCCCCUCAAUAAUAAGUAAGGGAACACUCCUGAACCUGCCUCUCUCAACCUUUGGACUUGGGUCCUUUACUGGCACUCGCACUCGCACAAACCCAGCGAAAAAAAAAAAAAAAUACGCCACUGUGUACAAAAGUAUAAUUUAUAUUAUUCCAUUGAAUAUUUUAGUUUGAAUUAUAGUUCAUGAAUAGUCUGCUUAUAAUGUUAAAAAGUAUAUAUACUUCUAGUGCAAUUUCUAUAGUUAUAUUUUUGUACACAAUAUUAUGUUGAUGGAAAAAAAUAUAGGCUAUGUACAGUAUAUCUGAAGUAAUAGAAAUUUUAUUAAUAAUCUAUGUACACAUUUGUUUGGAAAAAACACUGUCUUGCCUUAAACAUGGCAUACUUUAUUAUAAAAUAUUUAAUCUGAAAUAUAGGUGCAAUUAUCAAAAUUUAGUCUGGCGCAAGGUUGCAUGGUAUGCUUCAUUUGCUAGUGUUUUCCAUGGAGCUGCUGAAUCUCCAAUCUUCGCCUAACAUGCUGUAAUGGAUCUAGGACGGUUUGCUUGUCCGAUAUGGGCUUGCAAAAAAAAAUUCCCAUCCUGCUACCAUUACCACUAACAACAUGUAGUUUUGUUGAGAUUUGUAUAAAGUUUAUAUUUUUAAACUUGCAGGUUUAUUACUUUAGAUUUUAAUUUUACGUUUAGAAAUUUAUUGUUGUAUUCGCAAUAAUUUAAAUUCCUAGUUUGUUUUGCAAAGUUUUAAACUUGUUGUAGUCUAUAUUUGUUCAAAAUAAAUGCGUGUUGUGUGGAAUAUUGUCUCAAUAUUAUUGGUAGAAUUCUGCAAUGUUGGCCUAUUUCUGUAUAGUAUUAGUUUUUUUUUUAUAUUAUGUGUAUAGUAUCAUAAUUCUAUGUUAUUUGUACAGCACCUGCACAAAGUUCCAAUAAAACCUCUUCAGUCAUAA
This is a messenger RNA of Anneissia japonica, 4659 nucleotides long. Its product is annotated as protein dispatched homolog 1-like. The transcript is spliced from 5 exons. The coding region runs from base 32 to 2908 and encodes 958 amino acids. The record is from RefSeq and is a predicted model, not a curated record. NCBI's taxonomy places the organism in Eukaryota, Metazoa, Echinodermata, Crinoidea, Comatulida, Comatulidae.